AUGAGGCCGGGAACCGCAGAGCUCAUCGGAGUUCCAUAUCGGAUUACAAAGCCCGUCCUCCGAAAACACAGCAAAAAAGUUCUUGUACCGAACCACUUGGACAUCUGCUCCCACUCGGAGCAAGAAUGCGUGGCCUCAGGUGUGGGACUGACCACUGACUGCAUAUUAAAGCCACGUGUGCUCUUUCAUGCCUUCGGUGGGCGGCGUUCUUCCUUCAAGCGAGCAGGAAUGCAGACGACGUGGCCAAAUGUCGCUCAGGCAGCCUUAGGGGUCAACUAUUUGGAGGUCUCGGGGGAAGCGUGGCAGAUGGGAUGGGACACGGAGACGAGCACCUGCGCAAACAGGCCGUCCAGGACCGAGGCGCGGGUCCUGUCCGUGGAGACUCACGCAGUGUCGGAACCUACUCACCGGGGGCCUCCUGACUCGGGCCUCCUGGACGAGGGAGCGAGCCUGAAAACAAAAGCCGAGUGGGUGGAGAAAGGAGUGACCUUCACUGACGCUCCAGAUACGCUCGAAAACAGUCCGGAUCCUCGCCGCCUUGGUCUCUCUUCGGCGCCGUGGUUCUUCACAGCAAUUAGAACGAUAUAUCCCGAUUAUGAGCGAGCUGCAAGCGUCAGUGUGAGAGGUGUGGGCGGAGGAGGAGGAGGAGGAGGAGGAGGCGGGGCCAAGCAAAGGAAGCCGUAUUGUGGUUUGCCACUGGCAACACCGGUAGACAUCCACACGCGGCAGGAUCGCAGUGAGGCGGCUCUCAUCAGACGUUUUAAGGGCGAUGGCGUCCGCUACAAGGCCAAGCUCAUCGGCAUGGACGAGGUCAGUGCGGCCCGCGGAGACAAACUCUGUCAGGACUCCAUGAUGAAGCUCAAGGGUGUCGCAGCAGCAGCUCGCUCCAAAGGAGAACACAAGAAGAAGGUUUUCCUGACUGUUUCCUUUGGAGGGAUCAAGAUCUUUGACGAGAAGUCGGGGGUCCUGCAACACCACCAUGCGGUCCACGAGAUCUCCUACAUCGCCAAGGACAUCACAGACCACAGAGCCUUCGGCUACAUUUGCGGCAAGGAAGGCCACCAUCGCUUUGUGGCCAUCAAGACCGCACAAUCGGCGGAACCUGUGAUUCUGGACCUGCGGGACUUGUUCCAGCUCAUCUAUGAGAUAAAGCAGAGGGAGGAAAUGGAGAAGAAGGCCCAGAAGGACAAACAGUGUGAGCAGGCCGUCUACCAGACGAUACUGGAGGAAGAUCUGGAGGACCCGGUCUACCAGUACAUUGUGUUUGAGGCCGGACACGAGCCCAUCCGCGACCAAUCGGAAGAGAGCAUUUAUCAGGUUCCCACCAGUCAACAGAAGGAAGGUGUCUAUGACGUCCCAAAGCGACACCCAAACGGGCAUCCAAACACCCACCAUCCCCACCAACAUCAUCAUCACCAUCAUCUUCAUAGUCAUCUGCAACCCCCCAAGCCGGGACUCGGUGAACAUCUGGAUCAGCAUCACGAGGUCGAUCUGAUAGACUUAGGCCUGAAUUCUCAGAACAUCAACCAAUUAGAGCUUUUCGGAGACAUGUCGACGCCUCCCGACAUAACCUCUCCGUCGACCCCGGCCUCCCCUGCUAACACCCUUGAUCCGUCGCUAGGCCUGCAGCCUCCCACGGAACUCUUUGCUCCCUUCAAUCCUGCGUCUGUGCCCUCAGGUUACGUGACAAUGGGAGCGGUCCCCUCCGGACACUGGUCCCAGCAGGCCUUCGCCGCCCAGACGCCGCUGGCCUUCGGCGUGCAGUCCCCUCUGGGUCCGGUGGCGCAGGUGCUGCCCGGCGGACAGCCCCUCAUCUGGGGCCAGGCCAACAUCUUCCCCGCCACGCAGCAGCAGUGGGCGGCCAUGGCGGCCGGAGCCUUCCCCCCAGCGGCCUACCUCCCCGCCCAACCUGUGGGCACCCUGCCGGCCGCCAUGUUCCAGGCUCUCACCCCCGUCGCCGCCGUGACGCCGGCCGGCGAAACCCAGUCAGGUGCAGGCGCUACGGGUCCGGCCGCCUCCGCGUCGUCGAGUCCGCAGCACGGGGAGCAGGCGAAAAAGAUGAGCAAGGAGAUGUUCAAGGACUUUCAGUUGGCGAAGCCGCCAGCAAUGCCGUCAAAGAAGGGCGAGCAGCCCGGCUUAACGGGUACCUCAGAGGCAUUCAGCACUUACUUCAGCCGCGUCGGCACUGCCCAGGACACGGACGACUGCGACGACUUUGACAUCUCGCAGAUGAACCUGACGCCGGUCACUUCCACCACGCCGUCCACCAACUCGCCCCCCACCCCUGCGCCCCGCCAGUGCUCGCCCUCCAAAUCGUCCGCCUCGCACGUCAGCGACCCCCCCACGGACGCUACGGACCCCCCCACGGACGACUCGUUCGGGGAAGCCGAGGGCAGCCCGAGCCGGAGCGGAGAGGAAGACGCUGUUUGUGGUUCUGGGUCACCCUGCCCCAGUGAGCCUACAGGGCCCGGCCCAGAACAGGCCAGUCCGGAGGCUGGGAGCUAGAUAGCAGCAGGGCAGGAAGGUGAAGGACCCUCUCUACGCCAAGAUCAACAAAGGGAAGAAAUAAAGACACACAGGAAGUCGGCCGGACCAGCACUGACAAGACUGGAGGAGGAGCUUCAUUUCUUCGUGUGUGUGUGUGUGUGUGUGUGUGUGUGUGUGUGUGUGUGUGUGUGUGUGUGUGUGUGUGUGUGUGUGUGUGUGUGUGUGUGUGUGUGUGUGUGUGUGUGUGUGUGUGUGCGUGUGUGUGUGUGCGUGUGUGUGUGUGUGUGUGUGUCCCAUCAAGAGCAUCCUCUCCCCAGUGUCUCCCCAUGGAGGACAGGUAUUGACGCAGACCUUCUUUUCCCGACCUUUUCCUCUCCUCGGUCUUACUCUGCGCCUCCAUCUUCGUCGCCGCCUUGCUUCCUUCCUGGACGGUGACUUUGCCGCACAAACGGCGGCUCCGAAUCGAAGCGGUGCGUCCAUGUCUCUGGACAAAAAACAUGACAACGCGCUAAAAACCUGCUAGGGACUCGUGGAGACGGACUCUGCAGGGUCUGUCGGUUUGGGACCGGUUGAACUUGUGCAGAAACUCUGGGAGCUACUCACUCGCCGCACACACACACACACACACACUCUGGCCUAAUGUGUCUCCUCGCAGACGAAGACCAAGGUAACAUUCUCUAUAGCUUUUGUACAAUACUACCGACGGGGGGAAAAAAACGAAGAAAAAACAGCAAAUUCGAGGGGGAAAAACAUUUUUAUUUUAUAAUUCAAAUGAAAGCCGCAAUGUGGAGUUUAGCUCCAUAGGGGGCAGUGUAGAGUGGCUUUAAUGCGAUUCAUGGGCCAUUUUGUAAAUAAGCAUCACCACCAUCACUACUACUACAGUGCUAUGGUACUACGGUACUACAGUACUGUGGUUCUACAGUACAUUGGACCUCUGGGCCAUCAAAUAGGGAGUCUUCUAGUUAUGCAAAUGUUUCACCCAAGCAAUAGCGACAUGCCUUGGUUGUCCCCUUCUCAGAUUGACAGCCCCUCGGCGCCAUAGCAACCAUAUAUUCCUCUUUUGAGGCCUCCUUUGGAAUACACGAGAACCUCCAAAGUUGAACAGAUCACUCAUUGGGGCGGCUUGUGGAGGCAGAUAUUUUGGCAGGCAGUUUGCUCUGAAAACUCGAUUGUCCGUUUACACUUUUUUUGGGGCUUGUGGAGGCGGAUAUAUUGACUGACAAUUUGCUGUGAAAACUCAAUUUACACUCAUAUAUAUAUAUAUAUAUAUAUAUAUAUACACACGUGUAAAUAUACACAUACAUAUGUAUAUACAUGUGUGUAUGUAUGUAUAUAUACAUAUACACAUUUAUUAUAUAUGUAUAUAUACACACACAUAUAUACGCAUUUGUA
Entelurus aequoreus (snake pipefish) is the source of this 3879-nucleotide messenger RNA. RefSeq names its product DAB adaptor protein 1a (gene dab1a). Lineage: Eukaryota; Metazoa; Chordata; Actinopteri; Syngnathiformes; Syngnathidae. Bases 1 to 2505 code for a protein of 834 amino acids. Gene Ontology annotation, biological process: ventral spinal cord development; lateral motor column neuron migration. The transcript has 21 exons. The record is from RefSeq and is a predicted model, not a curated record.